AUGCAAUUUAUUUAAUUACUGCUAUUGUUCUUAGCUUCUGCAUCCAUUAAUGAACUAAAUUCAAAAAAUUUCGAAUAGUUUAUUGAUCAAUACCCUUAUGCAUUAAUACAUUUUUACAGAGGCUAUGAUUGUGAAAAAUGCAAUGAAGUUGACUUAGUAAUUGAAAAAGUUUCAAUCAACUUUAAAGAAAAAUUGCUUGGAUUUGGAAAAAUAAAUUGUACCAAAAACCCUUUAUUUAUUAAAAGAUUUGGAAUCAAUAAAUACCCAGCUCUUAUUUUUUUCAGAUAAGGAGAUGUAGAAGUUUAUGAAGGCUUAAAGUCAUAUACAGCGCUUUUUUAAUGGCUAAAAGAAAAUUUAAGGCCCCUAGUUCAUAUCAUAGAAGAUACUCGCUCAUUAUAAGAAUUCUUAACAGAAAAAGUUGCUUUAGUCUAUUUUGCUUCUGAGAAUGAGUUUAUUGAUCCAUUUAUCCUCAUGAAAAUGAAAGAAGUAAAUAUGAAAUACUCAUUGUUUUAUAUGGUGUUGGCUAAGUCGCCAAUCAUAAGAAGAGAAUUUGACAUUGAAGAUGGAACAAAUUUAGUGAUAUUUCCUUAAAAUGGAGAACCUAAAAAAUAUCAAGGAUACAUUUAAGAGUAUAAAUUUGAUUAAUUCUCUAAGCAUGGAAAAUUAUUUGAUCCAGGAAGCACUGCCAUUAAUUUAUACUGGAACAGAUUUGGAAAUUUAGCAUAUAAUGAAAAAUCAGAUGCCAUAUCUUCUAAUUUUUGAUGAAAUGAAUUAAGAUUAUGUUGAAAUAGCAUAGAGAAACCAAUAUUUUGUUAAAUUAUUUAUUUUUGAUAUCAAAGACACAGAAGCAAUCGAAAUAUUUUCUUAGCUUCUUUAAUUGAAGAUCAAUGUUAAUUAUAUUUAUUUUCAUGAGACUAAGUAGAGAUUAAAUUUAUUUAUAGAAACAAAAAAACUUAGUAAAUAACUAAAAAGGAUAUAUAAGUUGUUAUUUGGGACUAUAUAGAUAGAGAAGAUGGAAUCAGAUUUGAUAUUUGAUUAAUUAAAAAUUAUUUCUAUCAUUGGAG
Messenger RNA from Paramecium octaurelia, 1064 nucleotides. NCBI's taxonomy places the organism in Eukaryota, Ciliophora, Oligohymenophorea, Peniculida, Parameciidae. The record is from the annotation of a GenBank genome assembly.